Eutrema salsugineum is the source of this 1299-nucleotide messenger RNA. RefSeq lists its product as uncharacterized. The transcript has a single exon. Bases 1 to 1299 code for a protein of 432 amino acids. The record is from RefSeq and is a predicted model, not a curated record. Lineage: Eukaryota; Viridiplantae; Streptophyta; Magnoliopsida; Brassicales; Brassicaceae.
AUGGCAUCAUCUUCCCGAAAUAAUAUCGACGAUAUGAUGGAUCAACAAUUUGAUGAAAAAUGGGAUGGAUUUUUUGACCAAGCGUUUGAAAAUCUUAUGCGUCAAAGUUGUGCUCCUCAACCUAAACCCAAGAAAAAAAGAGCAUAUAUUGAUAGAGAUCGAGAAGAAGGGCAUAUUCGUUUAUGGAACGACUACUUCAGUGAAGAUGCAAUCUACCCUGAUCAUAUAUUCCGACGUCGUUUUAGAAUGAACAAACCCUUGUUCAUGAAUAUUGUUGAUCGCCUCUCCAAUGAAGUUCCUUUCUUUAAACAAAAAAGAGAUGCAACCGGAAGACUCGGACUCUCCGCAUUACAGAAGUCUACUGCAGCAAUUCGUAUGAUGGCAUAUGGUUGUGCGGCUGAUGCAGUUGACGAAUACCUCCGCCUAGGUGAGAGUACUGCAAUCUCAUGCUUGGAAAAUUUUGUAGAAGGAAUCAUAUAUUUGUUCGGAGAUGAAUUCCUCAGAAGACUGACACCUGAAGAUCUUCAACGACUGCUUGAUGAUGGAGAGUCUCGUGGAUUUCCCGGGAUGAUAGGAAGUAUUGAUUGCAUGCAUUGGGAGUGGAAAAAUUGUCCCACGGCUUGGAAAGGGCAAUACUCACGUGGUUCUGGAAAACCAACAAUCGUUUUAGAGGCUGUCGCUUCACAUGAUCUAUGGAUAUGGCAUGCAUUUUUUGGACCUCCAGGUACUUUAAAUGAUAUCAAUGUUUUUGAACGCUCACCAGUUUUUGAUGAUGUAUUACAAGGCAAAGCUCCAAAAGUGAAGUACUUUGUUAACGGGCAUCAGUAUCGUUUGGCGUACUAUCUCACUGAUGGGAUUUACCCAAAAUGGGCUACAUUUGUCCGAUCCUUUACACAUCCAGAAGGUGAAAAAGCAAAAUUGUUUGCUAAAUGUCAAGAAUCUGUCCGUAAAGAUGUUGAGCGUGCUUUUGGAGUCUUGCAAGCUCGUUUUGCUAUUGUCAAAAAUCCAGCUCUUAUUUGGGAUAAGGUAAAAAUUGGAAAGAUCAUGCGAGCAUGUAUAAUACUUCACAACAUGAUAGUUCAAGAUGAACGGAAUGGGUACAUUCGUUUUAAUGUUGGAGAAUUCACACAAGUAGAGUCAAACAGAACAUCGCAAGUGGAUUUAGCAUAUGAAACAGAUAUGCCGUCAAAUAUCAAUAAUUUGAUGGGCAUUCGAGACGAUGUUCGUGAUCGAAGGACGCAUGAACGAUUGAAAAAUGAUUUAGUGGAGCACAUUUGGAACAAAUUUGGAGGAAUUUAA